AUGGGCGUUUUCGCCUUUUCGAACUAUAAAACCCUCUCCUUCCCCUCACUUUUUGCCUUGGCAGCCGAGUGGAGAUCGGCACUCCUCAAUGCUGGGUAUCGCGUCUCCUUUUCCCACGCAGCGCUGAGUUCUAUCAAGACGGAUGCCCCAAUAUCCUUCAUCUGGGACGUAAUGUGCGCGUGGAAACGCAAGUACGAUGCCGAUGUGAAGGCAAAAGACGGUUCUACAUCUCCGACACGAACAUUACCAUUGGUAGAAGAGGAUAAUGAUAAAAUGAAGGAUGAUGAAAAGGCAGCAAAAGAACAGAAACAAAAGAAGCAUGGCAAAAAGCAACCACCUAGUGAGACGAAUCUUCGCAUUGUCAAUAGGCUGAUGUCGCGCCCACCAAAUCCAACAGUCUCUUUCAAUCUCCACCCCGAUGCCAACCCUCCCUCACGGGCUAGUCGACUUUUGAGGCAAGUCGCAAUACUACUAUCUACUAUUAAGUUGAAGAUACCAGGUGAACCCCGCGCCCAACUGGGGGCCCAAAGCUCGCCCCCCACGGAGCACAAUGAGUCGCGAUGA
Molecule: messenger RNA, 564 nt
Organism: Hydatigera taeniaeformis
Lineage: Eukaryota; Metazoa; Platyhelminthes; Cestoda; Cyclophyllidea; Taeniidae
Source: the annotation of a GenBank genome assembly